UCGAACUUGGCUAUUCCCACCGCCUCUUUCUCUGCAACCACCAUCCCGUUUCCUUGCUUGCAUUGCUGCCGUUGUUCACCAUGUCUUCCACAUCGAUGCCCAAUGACUCUCCUGAUGCCACUCCUAUUCAGCCUCUCCACAACCCUUCGCAAGCCGCUCACGUCGUCAUGCCACAAGCUCCGUUAGGCAACGUCGUGAACCAGGCGCCAGGAAUGGGUGCAAGGGCAUUGUUGGCAAAGAAAAUGGCAAAGAGCUUAAAGCCCAACUUUGUUUCUCCAACAGACAACAUGAUGACGCCCUGCAGCCAGAAACUGUCCGACGCCAAGAAGAAGCACUUCACCAAGUAUGUUUAUCUCUGCUUUGGCUAUUUUUCAACCUUACAAUCUGAUUCCAGGGGGGCCAAACCCGUUCAAUUAUUCGUUCAAAAGGAAGGGAGCGCGAGUGAUGGUGAAGCCGACGACACUGAUAUCAAGGAGCAGGCUAAGAUGACCGUGGAUGUUGACGAAGACGAGAAUCCGUUUUAGAUUUGACCUCACCACCACAUUUUAUCAUCUUCAUGGCAGGCUGGUCCCAUUCCUGGUCAUAUCUGGGGCGCACUUGUACGAUAUAAUUACAAGCAUAUCAUCAUUGUUGUCUAGCAUGCAUCUUAUUU
This is a messenger RNA of Guyanagaster necrorhizus, 652 nucleotides long. RefSeq lists its product as uncharacterized. Lineage: Eukaryota; Fungi; Basidiomycota; Agaricomycetes; Agaricales; Physalacriaceae. The record is from RefSeq and is a predicted model, not a curated record. The transcript has 2 exons. Bases 81 to 524 code for a protein of 147 amino acids.